Messenger RNA from Colletotrichum tamarilloi, 1446 nucleotides. RefSeq names its product endo-beta-1,6-galactanase. Lineage: Eukaryota; Fungi; Ascomycota; Sordariomycetes; Glomerellales; Glomerellaceae. The transcript has a single exon. Gene Ontology annotation, molecular function: hydrolase activity, hydrolyzing O-glycosyl compounds. Bases 1 to 1446 code for a protein of 481 amino acids. The record is from RefSeq and is a predicted model, not a curated record.
AUGUAUUUCAAGCCCCUCGCCGUCGUGGCCCUAGGCCUGGUCACCGUCUUCCCCGUCGCUGCCGACACAACGAGCACCAUCGACGCAAAGUCCAACCGCGGCACGUGGGAAGGAUGGGGAACCUCUCUCGCCUGGUGGGCAAAGGCCUUUGGCACCCGUGAUGACCUCGCUGACAUCUUCUUCACGACCAAAACCACGACCUUCGGCGGCGCGAGCCUGCCCGGUCUCGGCUUUAACAUUGUCCGUCACAACGCCGGUGCCUGCAGCACCAACAGCAUCAACGGCGAGAGCAUGGUUGUCUCGACCAAGAUGAUGAAGUCCCGUCAGAUGGACGGGCACUGGGUCGACUAUACCAACUCCGAUCCAUCCUCGAGCGCCUGGAAGUGGGACGUCGACGUCAGCCAGCGCACCAUGAUGCAGAAGGCCAAGACGCGCGGCGCCAACCACUUCGAGCUCUUCUCCAACUCGCCCAUGUGGUGGGCGACUAAGAACCACAACCCGUCAGGCUCGGAUGACGGCAGCGAGAACAUCCAGUCGUGGAACCUGCAACAGCACGCCAUCUACAUGGCCAAUAUUGCACAGUACGCAAAGGACAACUGGGGCAUCACUUUUGAGACGGUCGAGCCCUUCAACGAGCCCACUGCCAACUGGUGGAAGGCCGACGGCACUCAGGAGGGCUGUCACAUCGACGUCGCCACACAGGCGACCAUCAUCAACUACCUCCGCACGGAGCUCAACAACCGCGGCCUCUCGACCAUGGCCAUCGCCGCCUCGGAUGAGUCUUACUACGACCACGCCGCCACCACGCUCCGGGACCUUGGCGACGUCGCUCUCAAGAACGUGGGUCGUAUCAACGUCCACGGGUACCAGUACGCAGACGGCGACCGAGACGAGGUCUACUCCCUCGCAUCGGCGCGCGGCCUCCGUCUUUGGAACUCCGAAUACGGCGAGAACGACGCAACAGGCGAGCGCCUCGUGAGCAACGUGAUCCUCGACUUCCGCUGGCUCCGCCCGACAGGCUGGGCGUACUGGCAGGUUCUUGACGGCGGCGGCUGGGGCCUCAUCGAUGCGGACAAUGAGGCCGGAACCUUGGGCUCCGCGAACCAGAAGUACUUUGUGCUCGCGCAGUUCGCGCGUCACAUCCGCGAGGGCAUGCAGAUCCUGGACGGUGGUGCGGACAACGUGGUGGUAGCGUACGACGCCGUCAACUCCAAGCUCGUCAUCGUGGCCGUUAACUGGGGCGACGCUCAGUACCUCAACUUUGAUCUGAGUAAGUUCACGCAGGCAGCAACUGACGGGGCGGCUGUGACCCGGUGGAGGACACAGAUUGGGACUGGGGACCGGUAUGUGCAGUCGAGCGACACUGUCAUGAGCGGGACUAGAUUUUGGAGUUACUUCCCGAGCAAGAUGGUACAGACGUUUGAGAUCCCGAAUGUCAAGUUGUAG